AUGGGGCUUUCAUCAAACUUAUUUGUUCAAAAGCGAAGCUCAACUAAUAGCUUGCGGCAGCCAAAGGAGCUCGGCCACUAUUCAAAAACUCAGGAUAAUGAGUUUCUGAUAAAUGAUAAUGCUAAAAUGAGCUACUACUACCUUCCUGACACUGAGCUUAACAAAAACCUAGAUCUAUGCGGGGGAAUCAAAAAGUUUAAGGAGUGUUCUGCAAAGAGUGAGUUUGAUGCAUGUACACUGAGUGGUCUUUUGAAAACAGUUCAAGCCUACGAACAACGCAAAAACAAAAAAGUAUCUGCCGACAUUAUUACAUUCAGAGGUGUAAUGCGAAAAUUGAUAUCGAGCGCAUUUGACAGCCCCAAGUUCAACCAUGUUGAGCUUCGUGUCGUAUCUUUUAAUGGCCAACUAUUUAUAAAAGAAGUCAGUCAAGCGCAUCCACCACCUUCCAAUUCGGAUUCCAUGGAGUAUAGAUCAUAUUACAGCGGCUACAAGUUUGAAACCUUAUCCACAAUUUCUAAGCCGCUAGCACAGGUCUCGAGAAGCAGCCUCGAGAAAAGGCACAAGAAGAUAUGUAACAACGGUGACCAAUAUAUCACUGUUGUCAGAUCUGGGGUAGGAAGCUGUAAAUUAGUGCUUGGUGCUGAAGUCGAUUGUGUAUUUGAUUUCUGUGAAGAUUCAACUGAUAAUCUCAAGCACUAUGCAGAGUUGAAGUGCACAAAAGGGGUAUCCACGAUUGCUGACGCUCGUCGUUUUGAAAGAAAGGUUUUUAAAACGUGGUUGCAGUGUUUCUUGAUUGGCAUCAAUCGCAUAAUAUAUGGCUUCAGAGACGACAAUUUUCUACUAAAAAGUGUGGAAGAAUACUCUACACAAGAAAUUCCUCUUCUGCUGAAAAACAACAAUCCUCAAUUGACGAACGCGUGUAUGGAUGCAGUAAGGUGGUACGGAGCUUUGACGGAAUGGCUUCUAGCCACAAUUCCUCGUGAAGAGUCAACGGAAUACCUGAAGGCGUACAGAUUGUCUUUUGAGAAUAAUCAUUUGAAGUUGUCCGAGAUUGAGGAAGGCCAUGAAGAAUAUCCCGAAUUACUUGACGGCGAAAAUGUGUUAAGUCAUGAAUUUCGAGCGUGGAGAAAAGAGCUAGCUACCAUGGCAGCAAAAAAAUAA
Molecule: messenger RNA, 1161 nt
Organism: Lachancea nothofagi CBS 11611
Lineage: Eukaryota; Fungi; Ascomycota; Saccharomycetes; Saccharomycetales; Saccharomycetaceae
Source: the annotation of a GenBank genome assembly